This is a messenger RNA of Orycteropus afer afer, 951 nucleotides long. RefSeq names its product olfactory receptor 5L2-like. NCBI's taxonomy places the organism in Eukaryota, Metazoa, Chordata, Mammalia, Tubulidentata, Orycteropodidae. The transcript has a single exon. The record is from RefSeq and is a predicted model, not a curated record. Gene Ontology annotation, biological process: G protein-coupled receptor signaling pathway; sensory perception of smell. Gene Ontology annotation, cellular component: membrane. Gene Ontology annotation, molecular function: G protein-coupled receptor activity; olfactory receptor activity; odorant binding. The coding region runs from base 1 to 951 and encodes 316 amino acids.
AUGGAUAAGGAAAACUGUACUAUGGUGACAGAGUUCAUUCUCCUUGGAUUAUCAGAUAUUCCUGAGCUGAGAAUCUUCCUCUUCCUACUCUUCCUGCUAAUCUAUGGAGUCACAGUGUUGGGAAACCUGGGCAUGAUUGCGGUGAUUCAGGUCAGCUCUCAGCUUCACACCCCCAUGUACUUUUUCCUCAGCCACUUGUCCUUUGUGGAUUUCUGCUACUCCACCAUCAUUGUGCCUAAGAUGCUGGACAAUAUGCUAAAGAAGGACAAAGCCAUUUCGUUUGUGGGGUGCACUGUACAAUUUUACUUGUUUUGCACAUGUUUGGUCACUGAGGUCAUCCUGCUGGCCGUGAUGGCCUAUGACCGCUUUGUGGCCAUCUGCAAGCCCCUGCUCUACAUGGUCAUCAUGUCCCAGAAGCUCUGUGUGGAGCUGGUGUCUGGCUGCUAUCUGUGCGGAACAGUGUGUUCUCUGAUUCACACGUGUUUAACUCUGGAGAUCCUGUCCUAUCGAUCCAAUGUGGUUAACCACUUCUUCUGUGAUAUAUCUCCUCUCUUAUCUCUUGCUUGUUCUGAUGUCUCUGUGAAUGAACUGCUGCUGUACAUUCUGGCCACUUUCAAUGAGAUCAGUACCAUCGUGGUCAUCCUCACCUCCUACCUGUUCAUUCUCAUCACCAUCCUGAGGAUGCGCUCUGCAGAGGGAAGGCGCAAAGCCUUUUCCACCUGUGCCUCCCAUCUCACAGCCAUUGUUAUCUUCCAUGGAACAGUUCUUUUCAUUUAUUGCUGGCCCAACUCUGGCAACAGUGUAGACACAGAUAAGAUAGCCACAGUGUUCUACACUAUUGUGAUUCCCAUGCUGAACCCCCUGAUCUAUAGCCUGAGAAACAAGGAUGUAAAAGAAGCUAUCAGGAAAAAGAUGGACCCCAAAAUAUUUUCUAAGAGAACACUUUCUUAG